Menidia menidia (Atlantic silverside) is the source of this 585-nucleotide messenger RNA. Lineage: Eukaryota; Metazoa; Chordata; Actinopteri; Atheriniformes; Atherinopsidae. The record is from the annotation of a GenBank genome assembly.
AUGAUCACCUGCGACCCCCUGAAGGAUCCAUCGGGGCCAGAACAGAGCAGCGGGGUGGGGUGUUGUUUUACUUUGAGGAUGGAUGGCCAAAGGAGUACUCUGACCCCAACAGCAUCCCCCACUCCUCUGCCUCACAUUAUCACCUACUCCGUUUUAAGAGUGGCAAGGUUCCGCUGGAUCACGGCAUCCCUCACAAGGCUGCGCUUUGUGGUGCAUGCAGAUGCUUCAGUCACGCUGCACGGCCACAGUCUGAACGCAGAAAGCAGUCUGCCAGAGAGGAACCUGUGGGAGAAUCUCAUGAACCAGUGCAUUUCCCCGUAUCGCCUAAAACCUCCACGUUGUGGACUUUUCCAUGCAGGGUGCAUCGUGUUUUCACCAGAAAAAAUCCCGUUUGAGUUCCUUGGUGGCUUUGGCACCUUCUGCCAGUACCUUGUGGACAACCACGCGGGCCUGAUGCACAAAGGCGACAAAGGCAUCGACAACACGGGCACCCGCUGCCUGUGGUUUCUCCAGACCUUUCUGUUCGGCAUCACCUCCCUGGGCCUGCUCCUCAAGUACGACCCCAAGCGCCCCAAACAGCACUGA